AUGCUACAACUUGUUACACGGCACAGUGCGGUUUUCGGCUGUGGCUCGUGUAGAAGGACGAAAGGAAUCGGGAUUUGGAAGCUGCCUUUCCCGAGAAACGACGAGUACAAGAAGUGGAGACUGGAGUGGCUAAAUGAGAUAAAGAAGACUCGUGAAGUUGAUAGCGAUUUCCAGAAACAGAUUGAUGGUGACAGAGUUUAUACAUGCGAGAAGCACUUCGCUCCUGAGGACAUAGAGAUAUUUCAAACGGCGAAAAUGACAAAGAAGAAACCAAUGUUUGGGGCUCUACCUGUUCGGAACAUGCCAAAGAGAAGCCACGAAACGGACAAGACGACUCGAAGGCCGCCAAAAGUUGUAGUGACUGUCGAGGAGACUACUAGUUGUUCCAGAUACUACAAGAAUUUUAGAGACCUGUGUAAACGUGUCAAGUCCCUCAAAACUCUCAGUGAGUGGACUCAACAAGAACUCGAGGACAGGAUUGUCUUAAAGAAAAUUCUGCCUUCGUUACAGAUUCCAGAGCUCGAAAUAGUAAUCGAUGACAGCCUCGGUUUUACUAUUCUUGUUUACGGAUGGCUACUACCUGAAGACCAUGAACUUUACACUAAAAACUUUAGGUCCAUAAACAACAUUACAGCAUCGGACCUUGUGAAACAUGUGGAACGUUGUUUGAUUUGCCCUGGAGUAGAGACGAAUGUAUUUACUGGAAAUGUGUUGCCCCAUAUAAUUCCCAGGGUUGUGGAUCCCUUGUCCAUUGACAGAGAAGACAACAACUUGGAUUCGUUUCCAAGCAAGCAAUACUGGAGGUCUCGUGGUUGUUCUGUUCUGUGUCAUGCUGAUGAGCAGUAUUGCAGCAGCUGUUCGCAAUAUCUCCAUGCUAGUGACCUAUCAAAGAAAGCAAAGCAACGAAAGCUAGCAGAACCUGCACACAUCAAGGCUCCAGUGUCGAAAACUGCACCAGAGCGUAUUAAACUGACCCUGCAGAAUCAGAGGCUAAGAUGUGCAGAUCUUGAACGGCAACUGGACGAAAUGAGAACUGAACUUACUAAAUCAAGUGUAGAGGUUGACCCUGAGUUGAGUGAUGAUUUUGCCACUAUUCUUGGGAAAUCAGAUGUUACUCCUUUUAUGAAUCUCUUUUGGCAACAACAGAAGAAAUUGUUUUCGAGCAGCCCUACUGGUGUGAGGUAUCAUCCGAUGAUAAUCCGCUACUGUUUAUCUCUUGCUGCAAAGUCGCCAUCCUGCUACGAAGAACUACGCAGAAGUAAAAUCCUCGUUCUACCGAGCCAGCGUACCCUCAAGGACUACCGCAACUGUAUCAGACCUACAAGGGGAUUUAAUGAGAAUGUGAUCGAGGAGCUGAAAGGCCAGACAGACUCCUACUUUGAUGUUCAGCGGUAUGUUGUGUUGUUAUUUGACGAAAUGAAGGUCAUGUCCAAUCUAGUGUUCGACAAAGUUACAGGAGAACUCAUCGGUUAUGUUGACCUUGGCGACCCAGAUGUUAACUUUGGAUUGUUAAAGAAAGUUGAUGAGCUUGCAACACAUGCUCUGGCUUUCCUCAUCAGAGGGGUCUGCACACAGUUGAAGUUCAACCUUGCAUACUUUGCUACUAAUGGUGUUACAGCUGACCAGUUGAUGCCACUCUUCUGGGAAGCUGUAGGCAUACUGGAGAUGACAUGUAACCUGUGGGUGAUUGGCACAACUUCUGAUGGCGCAUCUCCUAACAGAAGGUUCUAUAGAAUGCAUGAAGAUCUGGAUGGCAAUGCUGGGAAAGAUGUUUGCUACCGUACGACCAACUUGUAUGCUCCGCACAGAUACAUCUAUUUCUUCUCAGAUGCUCCUCAUCUCAUGAAGACCACAAGAAAUUGNAUUUCAUGCCAGUCUGGGAAUACACGCGGUCGAAAAGAUAAGAACAGAGCAUGGGAUAACAUUUCUAAUGACCCUCUACCCAAAAGGGGUAAACAGUAA
Molecule: messenger RNA, 1962 nt
Organism: Stylophora pistillata
Lineage: Eukaryota; Metazoa; Cnidaria; Anthozoa; Scleractinia; Pocilloporidae
Source: RefSeq, a predicted model, not a curated record